UUACGUCUCACUGUUCUAUUUCUCGUUCUCGUAGUGUAAUAACAAUAAUAUAAUACAUGUAUAUAUGUAUAUAUACAAGAAUUAAAAAAGGAGUAAAAUUCGUCAAGUAACAGGAAUUUCUUAUAGAAAAAUUGUACAUAGUUAUUAGUUAAAAUGUCAACGAGGCCAGAUGACCACAGAAGAAAAUGGAACAGAGAAGAGUACGAGAGAAUUGCCCUGCAGAGGCUACAAGAGGAAAUAGCAGAGGAAGAACUAGGGAUCCCGAAGCAGCCUGCAGUCAAAAGAGAGCUGCUGAAACAACGUGAUUACAAAGUCGAUUUGGAGUCCAAACUUGGCAAAAGCGUUGUCAUUAGUAAAAAUACCCCAAGUUCACAGUCUGGAGGAUAUUACUGCAAUGUCUGCGACUGCGUUGUCAAGGAUUCCAUUAACUUCCUUGAUCACAUCAAUGGAACAAAACAUCAAAGAAACUUGGGUAUGUCGAUGAAGAUAGAGAGAUCGACACUAGAACAGGUCAAAGCUAGAAUGGCUCUUAACAAAAAAAAGAUGGACGAAAAGAAAAAAGAUUAUGAUCUUGAACAGAGGCUGAAAGAGUUAAAAGAAGAGGAAGAAAAAAUGAAAGAGUACAGAAAAGACAAGCGUAAAGACAAGAAGCGAAAAAUUGAAGAGCCAAAGGAGGAUGAAGAGCCAGUAGAUGAGAUGACAGCUAUAAUGGGCUUUUCUGAUUUUGGUUCAAAGAAGAAAAAAUAAGAAUGUAUUAUGUAUUUUCUUACUCUGUAUUCCUUAGAUUUAGGCUAAGUAUGUAAAUUAUAAAAUGCUAUUUUAUUGUCUUCAGUUACUUUAUCGUAGAUACAAUUUUGAAAUACUAUGAAGUAUAUCAUAAUGAAAUUUUUA
This is a messenger RNA of Copidosoma floridanum, 891 nucleotides long. RefSeq names its product zinc finger matrin-type protein 2. Gene Ontology annotation, cellular component: spliceosomal complex; U4/U6 x U5 tri-snRNP complex. Gene Ontology annotation, molecular function: zinc ion binding; nucleic acid binding. Gene Ontology annotation, biological process: mRNA splicing, via spliceosome. Lineage: Eukaryota; Metazoa; Arthropoda; Insecta; Hymenoptera; Encyrtidae. The record is from RefSeq and is a predicted model, not a curated record.